AUGAAGGUCCAAUAUUCUGUCGCUUUGCUGUAUGCCUUAUCAUUGGCUAAUGCUCAUCCCAUCGAGAAAUUAUGGAAGAGAUUUACCUCCACUGAACCUUCAAUGGAUCAAUUGGUGAAUACAACAUCGUUUGUGUACCCUCAGGUCGCUUCCAAAGAAGUGUUCCCAAUGGAUACCUGUAAUGGUAUUACUUUGGAAGAUGCAACCAUUGACCAAUUGCAAGAUUAUUUCAAUAGAGGAAUCCUGUCUUCAGAAGAUGUCGUCGGUUGUUAUUUGGAUCGUUAUUUCCAAGUUAAUCCUUACGUCAACGGUAUCCUCCAAGUAAAUCCAGACUGCCUAUCCAUCGCUAGGGAAAUGGAUCGCGAAAGAGCUGCCGGUAUUGUGAGAGGUCCAUUACACGGAAUACCUUUCCUUGUUAAAGAUAAUUUUGCAACAAAAGACAAGAUGGAUACAACUUGUGGUUCGUGGAUGCUACUCGGAUCUAUUGUACCAAGGGAUGCACAUGUCGUUUCUAAGUUGAGAGACGCUGGUGCGGUAUUAUUCGGUCAUUCGACUCUUAGUGAAUGGGCAGAUAUGAGAUCCUCUAGCUAUUCUGAAGGUUACUCGGCUCGUGGUGGACAGGCUCGUAAUCCCUUCAACUUGACCUUGAACCCUGGUGGGAGUUCAUCCGGUAGUGCAGGUGCAAUCGCAGCUAAUAUGGCUAUGUUUUCUCUAGGUACUGAGACUGAUGGAAGUGUUAUUGAUCCUGCAACAAGAAACGGCAUUGUCGGUUUCAAACCAACUGUGGGUUUGACUUCAAGGGCCGGGAUUAUUCCAGAAUCAGAACAUCAGGAUACUGCAGGAUCUCUUGCAAGGACAGUACGUGAUGCUGUUUAUGCAUUUCAAUACAUGUGGGGUGAAGAUGAAAGAGAUGUCUACACCAGAAACCAAACCGGUAACGUACCAGAAAAUGGUGAUUAUAUCAGCUUUCUAUCUAACAAAGAUGCAUUGAAAGGUGCUAGAUUCGGUCUCCCAUGGCAGAAAUUAUGGACUCACGCUAGACCGGACCAAGUUGAGAGGCUUCUGGGCGUCAUUCAGUUAAUUGAGGAAGCCGGUGCCACCGUCUACAAUAAUACAGAUUUCGGUAACCUGGAUGUCAUUUCAGAUGAUGGUUGGGACUGGGAAAUGGGUGCUACGAAUGAAAGUGAAUUCACGGUUAUCAAAGUUGACUUCUAUAAUAACAUCAAAUCCUAUCUUAGCGAACUUGAAAAUACCAAUAUUAGGUCUUUAGAGGAUAUCAUUGCAUAUAAUUAUGAAUUUAGUGGUACUGAAGGCGGUGAACCUGGCGUUCAUCCUGCUUUUUCUUCCGGGCAAGAUUCUUUCUUGGAUUCUUUGGCCUGGGGAGGUGUUCAAAAUGAAACCUAUUGGCAAGCUGUUGAAUUCGUUCAACGGAGUUCCAGAGAUGAGGGUAUUGACUAUGCUCUAAACUACACGGACACAGCUACUGGAGAAAACUUCAAAUUAGAUGGCCUGUUAGUGCCAAGUGGGCUUUCUAUUACUUAUCAACAGGCGGCUAAGGCAGGAUACCCAAUGAUAACUUUACCAGUCGGACAGCAAUCUAAUGGGAGACCAUAUGGACUCGGUAUUAUGCAAUCACAGUGGCAAGAGCCUAAGUUGAUUAAGUACGGGUCGGCUAUCGAAGACUUAUUGCAAUACAAAAUCAAACCACAAUUCUACGACUAUUUGGCCAAAAAUGUUCCUGUUUAUUAG
Molecule: messenger RNA, 1749 nt
Organism: Zygotorulaspora mrakii
Lineage: Eukaryota; Fungi; Ascomycota; Saccharomycetes; Saccharomycetales; Saccharomycetaceae
Exons: 1
Coding region: 1-1749 (582 amino acids)
Source: RefSeq, a predicted model, not a curated record